Ficedula albicollis (Collared flycatcher) is the source of this 3371-nucleotide messenger RNA. RefSeq names its product ATPase secretory pathway Ca2+ transporting 1 (gene ATP2C1). The transcript is spliced from 28 exons. Gene Ontology annotation, molecular function: ATP hydrolysis activity; P-type calcium transporter activity; ATP binding. NCBI's taxonomy places the organism in Eukaryota, Metazoa, Chordata, Aves, Passeriformes, Muscicapidae. The record is from RefSeq and is a predicted model, not a curated record. Bases 420 to 3185 code for a protein of 921 amino acids. Gene Ontology annotation, cellular component: Golgi membrane; endoplasmic reticulum; plasma membrane. Gene Ontology annotation, biological process: intracellular calcium ion homeostasis; calcium ion transmembrane transport; manganese ion transport.
GGGUGGGGGUCACUUCGGGCAGGCAGCGCUUCCCUUCGCCGCUCCCCUGUCUCCCGCCUGGCGCCGAGGAUGCGGGCAGAGCGGGGAAGGGGGGUUACUUGGGGUGAGGAUUUAUUUUUAGGAGCGAACGCCCCUCCCCGGGCGGGAUGAGGCUGUUGGAGGCGCUGGUGGCGAGGGGGAAGCGGCGGGGCUGCUCCUCCGUGUUGCUGGAGCUGCUGGGCGGCUAAUCCUAAUCAUCAUCCUCGGUGGUCGCUGACAGCUCUGUGGGCUCCCUAUGUUGCUGCAGGUGGGGGCAAAGGGAGCACUGUGAUUGCCUGGGAUCUUGGGGCAUUUCUCUCUUCACCUUUCCGCUCCCGCUCCAGCGCUACUGUUGCUAAAGACUUUUGUAACUAUCGAGUCAAGUGCAAUUUCGAUGGAAAAUGAAGGUUGCACGUCUUCAAAAAAUCCCUGAUGGUGACAAUGAGACAAUGAUUCCUGUACUGUCUUCAAAAAAAGCAAGUGAAUUGCCAGUUGAUGAAGUAGCAAGUAUUCUGCAAGCUAAUCUUCAGAAUGGCUUAAAAAACUGUGAAGUUUGUCAUAGACGGGCAUUUCAUGGAUGGAAUGAAUUUGAUAUUAGUGAAGAUGAACCACUGUGGAAAAAAUAUAUAUCCCAGUUUAAAAACCCCCUUAUUAUGCUUCUCCUGGCAUCUGCAGUCAUCAGUGUUGUAAUGCAUCAGUUUGAUGAUGCUGUCAGUAUUACUGUGGCAAUAGUCAUUGUUGUUACAGUUGCCUUCGUUCAGGAGUACAGAUCAGAAAAAUCUCUUGAAGAGCUUAGUAAACUAGUGCCUCCAGAAUGCCAUUGUGUGCGAGAAGGUCGAGUGGAACACACACUUGCAAGAGAUUUAGUGCCAGGUGAUACAGUCUGCCUGUCAGUGGGAGACAGAGUUCCAGCUGAUCUACGAUUAUUUGAGGCUGUGGACCUUUCUAUUGAUGAAUCCAGUCUCACAGGUGAGACAGCUCCUUGCUCUAAAUCUACAGCUCCUCAGCCAGCAGCAACCAAUGGAGACCUUACUUCUAGGAGCAAUAUUGCUUUCAUGGGGACAUUGGUCAGAUGUGGAAAAGCAAAGGGAAUAGUUAUUGGAACAGGAGAAAACUCUGAAUUUGGGGAGGUUUUCAAAAUGAUGCAAGCAGAAGAGGCCCCAAAGACACCUCUGCAGAAGAGCAUGGAUCUCUUGGGAAAACAGCUUUCCUUGUAUUCCUUUGGUAUAAUAGGAGUUAUUAUGCUAGUUGGCUGGUUGCAAGGAAAGCAUAUCCUUGAUAUGUUCACAAUUGGUGUGAGUUUGGCUGUAGCUGCAAUCCCUGAAGGACUCCCAAUUGUGGUAACGGUGACACUGGCCCUUGGUGUGAUGAGAAUGGUGAAGAAACGGGCUAUUGUAAAAAAGCUGCCUAUUGUUGAAACUUUAGGUUGUUGCAAUGUCAUUUGUUCAGACAAAACUGGGACUCUGACAAAGAAUGAGAUGACUGUUACCCAUAUUUUUACUUCUGAUGGACAGCAUGCUGAGGUUACUGGAGUAGGUUAUAACAGGUUUGGAGAAGUGAUGCUUGAUGGUGAAGUUAUUCAUGGUUAUAACAACCCAUCCAUUAGCAAAAUUGUGGAGGCUGGUUGUGUGUGCAAUGAUGCCGUGAUUAGAAACAACACAUUGAUGGGGAAGCCAACAGAAGGGGCUUUAAUUGCACUUGCUAUGAAGAUGGGUUUAGAUGGAGUCCAGGAAGACUACAUAAGGAAGGCUGAAUAUCCCUUCAGCUCAGAACAAAAAUGGAUGGCUGUUAAAUGCAUUCACAGAACGCAGCAGGACAAACCUGAGGUUUGCUUUAUGAAAGGUGCUUAUGAACAAGUCAUUAGAUACUGUACAUGGUAUAACUGUAAGGGACAGAGCCUACCCCUGGUGCAGCAACAGAGAGAGCAAUACCAACAAGAGAAGAUGUCUAUGGGUUCUGCAGGGCUUAGAGUUCUGGCCUUAGCUUCUGGUCCUGAGUUAGGACAGCUGACAUUUUUGGGGCUUGUGGGAAUAAUUGAUCCCCCACGGACUGGUGUAAAAGAAGCUGUUACUACACUCAUCGCCUCAGGAGUUGCAAUAAAAAUGGUUACUGGAGAUUCACAGGAAACUGCAGUUGCCAUUGCUAGUCUACUAGGAUUGUAUUCCAAAAAUUCACAGGCAAUCUCUGGAGAAGAGAUAGAUAAUUUGGAUAUUCAGCAGCUUUCUCAAAUAACACCAAAGGUUGCAGUAUUCUACAGAGCCAGUCCCCGUCAUAAAUUGAAAAUUAUAAAGUCCCUGCAAAAUAAUGGUGCCGUAGUAGCUAUGACAGGAGAUGGAGUGAAUGAUGCUGUUGCUCUGAAGGCUGCAGAUAUUGGUGUAGCAAUGGGACAAACUGGAACAGAUGUUUGUAAAGAGGCAGCAGAUAUGAUCCUCGUGGAUGAUGAUUUUCAGACAAUAAUGUCUGCAAUUGAAGAGGGUAAAGGAAUUUAUAAUAAUAUAAAAAAUUUUGUUAGAUUUCAACUGAGCACGAGUAUAGCAGCACUGACUUUAAUCUCACUGGCUACAUUAAUGAACUUUCCUAAUCCUCUCAAUGCCAUGCAGAUCUUAUGGAUCAACAUUAUUAUGGAUGGACCUCCAGCUCAAAGCCUUGGGGUGGAGCCUGUGGAUAAAGAUAUUAUUCAAAAACCUCCAAGAAAUCUGAAGGACAGCAUUCUGACCAAAAACCUGAUUGUUAAAAUACUGGUUUCAUCAAUAAUUAUCGUCUGUGGAACACUGUUCGUCUUCUGGAGAGAGUUAAGAGACAAUGUAAUAACACCGCGAGAUACAACCAUGACUUUCACCUGUUUUGUAUUUUUUGAUAUGUUCAAUGCUUUGAGUUCUAGAUCUCAGACCAAAUCUGUGUUUGAGAUUGGACUUUGCAGUAACAAAAUGUUCUGCUAUGCUGUCCUUGGAUCUAUAAUGGGGCAGUUAUUGGUCAUUUACUUUCCUCCACUUCAGAAGGUUUUCCAAACAGAGAGCCUGAGUGUAUUGGAUUUGCUGUUUCUACUGGGACUCACUUCCUCUGUGUGCAUAGUGACUGAGCUAAUAAAGAAGUUUGAAAGAAGCAAGGAAAAGAUCCAGAAACGUGGAAGUUCUUCUUCAUCAACUUCGUCUUUUCUUGAUGUAUGAUGCAUAUUGCAUUCUUGUGUUUGCAAACUUAGCGAUUGCCGUCUAAAGAUGUUGGAGAAAGUAAAACAGUAUCUGGAGGAUAAAGAAGUCCUGAGGGCUUUUGACAAGUCCUUUUUUUUUCACUGGCUAGUGACGAACUUCAUGUUUCAAGACUGUUUAGAAUUUAACUUCCAGCUGUGGAAGUAA